AUGGCAUUCUCAAUUCCACAGUCGACUAGGGAGUGCACUCAAUUCGAUGUACAUUCCCUGAUUGGUGACUCGACAUUAAAGUACAAAACUAACGAAAGAGUACAAAACUUUCAGCAGAAUCCAACACCGUCCCGAAUGGAACGCCACGGCCAUCUUCAAACCAACACAACACCUAGCUACACAGUUUUGGGAUCGGGCAGUGAACCAAGCGAAUCCCUAAACGUGGACCCUGAUUCCGCUAAGAAUAAGAGCACACAAAAGAAAUCGAGACGUCGGCCGCCUUAUUCAUACAUUGCUUUGAUAGCAAUGGCCAUUCAGCAAUCCUCCGAGAAAAGAUUAACUUUAGACGGUAUUUGCAAGUUCAUUCGCGAUAAAUUCCCUUUCUAUCGUGAAACGUACCCGGCUUGGAAGAUUUGUAUUCGGAACAAUCUUUCCUUGAAUGACUGCUUUGUCAAGACGGGAAUCAAGUCAGACGAGCCUUUGAAAGGAAAUUAUUGGACUCUAGAUCCAGAGAGCUACAACAUGUUUGAAAAUGGAAGCUUUCUAAGAAGAAAGACACGUUUCAAACGACAAGAACGCGUUCGCGAAGAGCACGCUAGUAAGUCAUGUCUGAGAGAAACUCCUGGGUACCCUACAAGUCCGUUAUUGUACAAUGAUCUAAACAUGAGACUUAACAGUAACUUUGUCCUACCAAGUUGCUCAGGCCUCAAUUACAUAGACACCCCAAAGAUUUCAACCACAAUGUCAAACCCUUAUCUGCCUUGGCCAAGUCCGUAUAUAUCUUCGCCAGCGAGAGAUUCAAGUCUACAGUGGCCGACAUCCUAUUCAUCAUUCCUACCGCCCUACUACAAUCAUCUGAACUCGUGUACGCCCUGCUCGUGUACGGUGUGCGAUUCUUCAAAAAAUCUCUAUCUAAGACUAUCGAACUGA
This is a messenger RNA of Paramuricea clavata, 930 nucleotides long. NCBI's taxonomy places the organism in Eukaryota, Metazoa, Cnidaria, Anthozoa, Malacalcyonacea, Plexauridae. The record is from the annotation of a GenBank genome assembly.